Messenger RNA from Aspergillus piperis CBS 112811, 1620 nucleotides. Its product is annotated as putative 2-ketogluconate transporter. The transcript has 5 exons. Lineage: Eukaryota; Fungi; Ascomycota; Eurotiomycetes; Eurotiales; Aspergillaceae. The record is from RefSeq and is a predicted model, not a curated record. Gene Ontology annotation, biological process: transmembrane transport. The coding region runs from base 1 to 1620 and encodes 539 amino acids. Gene Ontology annotation, molecular function: transmembrane transporter activity. Gene Ontology annotation, cellular component: membrane.
AUGUCUAUGGAGAAUAUUAACUCGAUGCCCGCGGGCGGGCCUGACUCCAAAGGAGCUUCCACAGCUGUGGAGGAUCACAAGCCGACUCAAGAUGUCUCCCAUGUCGAGCGGGUGCUCUCCCCCACCGACAAACUCAAGGACCCGAUCGAUGCUGCUCGUGUCGAUAAUGAGGUUCUGGAGUAUGCCACCCGCGGCCAGAUCGAGGUCGAUGAAGCCGAGAGUCGGCGUCUUCGCCGUAUGAUUGAUCGUCGUGUGUUGGUCAUCAUGAUCGUGACGUAUUUUCUGCAGGCGCUGGAUAAGGGUACCAUGUCGUUUGCUUCCAUCAUGGGCAUUCGCGACGAUGCUCAUCUCGUGGGACAGGAGUACUCCUGGCUCACAACCUGCAUCUACAUCGCCGUCCUGAUCGUCGAAUACCCUACCAACUGGAUCAUCCAACGCGUCCGCAUCGCCAAAUACCUCGGCUUCAAUAUCGUCUGCUGGGGCACAAUUCUAGCCCUGCACUCGGCAUGCCACAACUUCGCCGGUCUAGUGACUGUGCGUACUCUGCUUGGUAUCUUCGAAGCUGCCUGUCAGCCUUCCUUUGUUGUGCUUUCCGGCAUGUGGUAUAAGCGAGAAGAACAAGCCUCUACCGUCACCUUUUGGUACAUGAUGAACGGCGGCCAACAAAUCGUCGGUGGUCUCCUAGCCUACUGCUUCAGUCUAAUCGGCUCCGACCGCGCGCUCAAAUCCUGGCAAGCGCUCUUCCUCACCUACGGCUGCAUUUCCGUGCUCUGGGGCCUCUUCGUGGUCUGGUGGAUGCCUGACUCCCCGAUGCGCGCCAAGUGUUUUACCGAAGAGGACAAACACAAGAUGGUGGAGCGUGUGCGCGCCAACCAGACCGGACUGCAGAAUAAGAAGUUCCGCGCGUACCAGAUGUGGGAAGCAUUCCGGGAUCCGCAGAUGUACUGCUACUGCGCGAUUCAGAUCUUUACCACGCUGCCCACGAGUGGACUGGGAGCGUUUGCGAAUAUCAUCAUUAGUGGGUUCAACUUUACGGAGUUGCAGACGCAGUUGUUGGCGAUGGUUCUGGGCUUUUACAUUAUUAUUGUGUUGUUGACGAGUGCGUGGUUGGUCAAGAGAUAUCAGCAGAACUUGCUGGUGAUGCUGGGAUUUAUCAUUCCAUCUUUCGUCGGAACCAUCGUCCUCAUGACGGUGCAAAACCACUCCCUUAGCACCAAAGUUGGCCUGCUCAUCAGCUACUACAUCACACUCUCGUUCUGGUCUGCGCAGAACUUGGGCUUGUCCAUGGUGACAAGGAACAUUGCCGGCGCUACUAAGAAGUCAACUGUUGUGGCUGCGACGUUUGUGUCUUGGGCUGUCGGGAACGCCAUCGUAGGCCCCCAAGUAUUCCUCGAUCGCGACGCCCCACGGUACUUCAUUGCCUUCGGCGUGCACCUCGGCUGUUACUCCGCCAUGACACUGGCGGUGAUCUUCCUGCGCUUCUACCUGAUCCGAGAGAACAAGAAGAAGGACAAGGCAAUGGCAGAGAUGGGUAUAUCCCUAGAGGGCGAGGACCAUCUAGCGAGGGCGUUCGAGGACAGGACAGACCGCGAGAAUAUCCACUUUAGAUAUAUAUACUAG